GGCACUGGCCCUACUGUGUGCCGCUCGUCGCCUGGUGCCGGCCCUCGUAAAGAUGCCACAGACAGUGAAGAGCUUGACGGAUGAGGUCCUUGCUAAACUGGGGGCCACCUCCCUCACACAAGUGGUGUCCACCUUGCCCAGCGCACUCACCACAAGCGCACAUGUGAGUGAUGCAGAGGCAGCCCUCGCAGCAGGCAGGGAGAAGGAGGCCUUCCACCUGCUUUCCCUCACUCAUUCCACGCUCCUCCACCACCGAUUGGCACAGAGACUCUACAAACCAAAACAGUCAGAAGAAGAUAUUUUGGAUGGCCUAGCAGAGAUGCAUGAAGGGAAGAAGAACAUCCUGUCCACCACCAGCAUGGAGGAGACCAUGAAACUUCUCCAGAAACUGCCUCCAGAGUGGACAGUGGUUCAGCUCACAUCUCAGAGGGACGGCACGGAGCUGUUCAGAGUAGUGGGCAGCACAGCCACCACACCCAGUCUCUACCUGUCCCGCUGCGUGUGUGGACCUGACCCCAAGGUCUUGGUGCAGCCUGUGGCAGCUCCCCUGGAUGCAAACGUUAGCAGCAUCCUUCAGGAAAUGACCAACAUCAGAAAUGAGAUUAAGAGUACGUUUGUUGCUAAGCAGAGAGCCAGUGAUAGGAAGGAGGCCUUGAAUAGCAGGAUGAGGAACUUGGUGAGAAGCAUGGAAGUGGCUUGGCUGCGCCAUUGGGGCUGCCUCUUAGUAGGGUCACUACACCCUAAUGAAGAAAAGGUACUGGAGGAGGUCACCUUACGCAUACUGUCAGCCCACCACCUCUCCCUCACAGACUCGCAGAAACAGUGCUUGAAGUGUGCCAUCAGCUGUCCAGUGGCUGGCCUGGAGCAUGAGGUGGAGGACCAAUUGCAUGCUGGAGUAGCAGCAGUACUAAAGGGAAGCAGCAUCGUGAAGGACGUCUGCGCCUCCAUUAGAAAAGAGAGCGAUGUCCUGAGUCCCAUAAGGAAGGCUACCAGAAACCCACUAAUUCUGGUGCUUGAUAAGAGCACAGUGGCACUUCCAUGGGAGAUGAUGGGUGUGUUCAAGAACCAGCCUGUCACCAGAAUGCCAAGUCUCUGUAUGCUGGCACUGCUGUAUGAGCACCACUCCAAAAUGGCAGACAGUGUGCUGGUGCAAGGAGUGGACGUGAGGAAAGGCUUCUACCUGCUGGAUCCAGAGGGAAACUUGCCCAGGACUCAGGAGCGUCUUGGUGGGGUGUUGGAGGGCACAGGCUGGCAGGGGAUCACUGCACGUGUCCCCUCACACCAGGAGUUCUCUUCAGCUCUCACCAGCAAUGAUGUGUUUCUGUAUGCUGGUCAUGGGUCAGGCAGUCAAUACCUGCCGGGGGAUCUGGUGGAGAAGGUGCUGUGCCGUGCGCUGGUGCUGCUGUAUGGCUGCAGCUCGGCUCGUCUGGCACCACGCGGCAGAAUCCCCGACCCCUGGGGAAUAGUGAUGCACUACUUCAUUGCUUCCUGUCCAUGUGUGGUGGGGAUGCUGUGGGAGGUAACAGACCGUGAUACUGACCACCUCACGUCUGAAAUGGUCCAAGUUCUGCGAGGCACCGCCAAAGACCCUGCGUCACCGCUGGCCAGCCAGCCCUCAGACGUGGCUCUCUUGGUGGCCCAGUCUCGGGCCCUCCCCAAGCACUCUGUGAUGGCCUCAGCCCUCUGUGUGUAUGGUCUCCCACUUCACCUAGUUCACAGUGGGGAGUCUGCUGAAGAUUGAUCAAGGCAUGUUGCUCACUCCAUGCAUAAGGUUACCUGUUUGUGGCCAGAUCUUCAUGGAGCAAGGACACGCUGGAGAACUGCCCACCUUCAAUUAUUUGUGGUCUGGUUUGAGUUUUCCCUUUCCUUGGAUGGAAUUCUCAAGCCUGUAAAUG
This is a messenger RNA of Eriocheir sinensis (Chinese mitten crab), 1895 nucleotides long. RefSeq names its product separin-like (gene Sse). Gene Ontology annotation, biological process: proteolysis; meiotic chromosome separation. Bases 53 to 1741 code for a protein of 562 amino acids. The transcript has 13 exons. NCBI's taxonomy places the organism in Eukaryota, Metazoa, Arthropoda, Malacostraca, Decapoda, Varunidae. Gene Ontology annotation, cellular component: centrosome; cytoplasm; mitotic spindle. The record is from RefSeq and is a predicted model, not a curated record. Gene Ontology annotation, molecular function: cysteine-type endopeptidase activity.